AUGAAUCUAUAUCAAUUUAAUCAAAAUUCAAGGUGUGGUAUAGAUAACUGUACCUCUAAACAAUUCUACAUAGAUGCAGGCUUAACUUACUGCACUAAUGGACACCUUGUUCAAGGAAUUAUUGAAAUAGAUAAUACUAUCAAUUUAAAUAAAAAUCAACCAUUAAGAAGGAGAAAAGUAAUUACAACUGACAAACAUAAGAAAAAGUCUAAAGUUCUUUACGGAAACGAAGGAAAAAACUUAUUUUUACAUUGUUUUCAGCAAAUUUUAAAAACACAGGUAUGGUGCCUAAUCCAUACUCAUGGAAUAUCAAGAAAUCUGGAGCCUACUGUUCGAAAUAUAUGGAAAAUCUACUUGACAUUAUUAACAUCAAAUAAAUUAUUUCAAAAAAAUACAAAAAAAAAUAUUAAAUAUCAUGAUGUUGGAAAUUCAAAUGAUAAUAUGUCAUAUAAAAUAACAAAAUUUCCAAAACUUAUUGAUACUAUUAGCAUAUGUUAUCUCGGAUUAUUAAAUCUUAGAUCAAUUAUUACCAUAUCAACUCUUUAUAAUUUUAUGAAGUCCGGCAAAGUCCCAUAUAUGCAAACAUCAUCUAUAAUACCACUUGAAAUCCGUAAAUGUAUGGAACCUCAUUAUCAAAAUAUAUUAUCUCCAACGGUAUUUCCAUCAUACGAAAAAGUGCUAAAUGCAACUUAUUCCAUAUUUUCUGCAUUUUAUAUUUUAUAUAAAAUAGAUUUUCCACCUUUAAAUAUAUAUCCUAUAUUGGUAACAUAUAUUCGAGGUCUUUAUCUUCCAUUAGAACUUAUAUUACCAACAUUAAAACUCGCAUAUUGUUUAAAUAUUUCAUUCACUAAUCGACAAUUAAUACAUGAAAAAAACUUAAAUACUAUGCCAGAAGUUAUUUUAUUAGCUAUACUACUGAUUUCUACAAGACUUUAUUUCCAAAUUGAUCAUUAUGAUAUUGAAAAUUUAAAAGACUAUGCGUACAACAAUCUUAAAGACUGGAGCAUAUGGCUUGCUACAAUGAAUUCGCAAAAUUAUAACAAACUAACUAAUAUUAACUAUACAAAAACAGAUAUUAAUAAAAUUUCACAAAUAUCGAAAGAAGAAAUAGACAAUUAUUUAAAUGAUUUAAGCAUUCAACUAUCCGAUAGCUCAUAUAUAAAAGUUCCAAAAUUUUUAUUAAAUAUAUUUCCUAUAAAUGAAUUGAAAAAAACAAAUCAAUGUUUUAAUUCAACGCAUAAUUAUUAUACAUUAUUUGAGUCAUAUAAUGCUAAAUCAUAUACUUCAAACACUAUAUUUAAAAGCGGAAAACUUAUUUACAAGAUUUUUUCUCUUUCUAGCACUCUGCCAAAUAUUACAAAAACUUUAAUUUCUAAAGGAGCAGAAAUGAUUGGAAUUUCUGAAUUUAAAUUGCGAAAAAUUAUAUUAAUUCUAGAAAAACAGUAUAUUUAUUUAAAUGAUAAUUACAAAGAAGAAAGUUUAUAA
This is a messenger RNA of Pneumocystis carinii B80, 1485 nucleotides long. RefSeq lists its product as hypothetical. Bases 1 to 1485 code for a protein of 494 amino acids. The record is from RefSeq and is a predicted model, not a curated record. NCBI's taxonomy places the organism in Eukaryota, Fungi, Ascomycota, Pneumocystomycetes, Pneumocystales, Pneumocystaceae. Gene Ontology annotation, cellular component: RNA polymerase transcription factor SL1 complex; RNA polymerase I core factor complex. The transcript is spliced from 10 exons. Gene Ontology annotation, molecular function: RNA polymerase I core promoter sequence-specific DNA binding. Gene Ontology annotation, biological process: RNA polymerase I preinitiation complex assembly; nucleolar large rRNA transcription by RNA polymerase I.